Messenger RNA from Juglans regia (Persian walnut), 786 nucleotides. RefSeq lists its product as uncharacterized. Bases 1 to 786 code for a protein of 261 amino acids. Lineage: Eukaryota; Viridiplantae; Streptophyta; Magnoliopsida; Fagales; Juglandaceae. The transcript is spliced from 2 exons. The record is from RefSeq and is a predicted model, not a curated record.
AUGGAUUCUCCACAACAGAAUACGCACUACAUGGAUACUGCAUGGACAGCUGCAGAGUUGGCAGAACGUGGACGUGAAUAUUCUUCUAGAGCCAUGAGCACUGAUUCUUCCUCAUCUUCCAAUACUUCACCAGAGCAAAACAUGCAAAACCAAAACCCUUCAAACCCUGAAUCCAACCCUCAUCAUCCUGCAAGUCCUUAUUUCAUCCAACCUGGUGAAGGAGCUUCUUCUCUGUUAGUUCCCGAGCUGUUGACAACAGAAAACUAUGUCACCUGGGCACGGACCAUGCGUCGAGCUCUCAAUAUCAAAAACAAACUCGGUUUCAUCGAUGGUAAAAUCACUAAACCCACCAAUGCAUCUGAUCCUUUUUUUACGGCAUGGGAAAGAUGUAAUGAUAUGAUAAUUUCUUGGAUUCAACACUCUGUAAGUAUCGAGCACAGACCAACUAUUGCACAUGCUGACAAUGCUGCUACCGUAUGGCAUGACCUUUGUGAACGAUUUUCCAUUCAAAAUGCACCACGCAUUUUUCAGCUUCGGAAAGCAGUUUCUGCUUUGAUCCAAGAUGAUGAUUCUGUGAGUAUUUAUUACAAUAAACUCAAAGGAUAUUGGGAUGAACUAGAAAUAUAUGAACCAAUGCCUCUAUGUACAUGUGGUUCUGUCAAGAUCUUGGCAGAUCACCACUACCGGAGUAAGGUUAUGCAAUUCUUAAUGGGGAUUCAUGACUCUUAUGAUAACAAGUCAGCAAUACUCCAGCCAUUAUUUACAGCUCAUAACAAUCGUAACUAA